Molecule: messenger RNA, 627 nt
Organism: Penicillium taxi
Lineage: Eukaryota; Fungi; Ascomycota; Eurotiomycetes; Eurotiales; Aspergillaceae
Product: p24 family protein
Exons: 3
Coding region: 1-627 (208 amino acids)
Biological process (GO): intracellular protein transport; endoplasmic reticulum to Golgi vesicle-mediated transport; Golgi organization
Cellular component (GO): endoplasmic reticulum-Golgi intermediate compartment; COPII-coated ER to Golgi transport vesicle; Golgi apparatus
Source: RefSeq, a predicted model, not a curated record
AUGCGCUUUUCACUUCUGGCCUGUCUGGCCUCUCUGGCCUCUUGCAUCUCAGCCACUGCCUUGACCUAUCGCCUCGAUGCCAACGAGAAGGCAUGCUUCUUCACCAAUGUUGACCAAAGCAAUGCCAAGGUGGCAUUCUACUUUGCGGUCCAAUCCGGUGGUUCAUUCGAUGUUGACUUUGUUGUGACUGCGCCUGGAGAUAAGGUCGUUCUGGAGGGCACCAAGGAGCGACAGGGCGACUUCGUGUUUACUGCUCAGAGCAUUGGCGAGUACACGUUCUGCUUCAAUAACGAAAUGUCAACCUUCGCCGAGAAGAUGGUCGAUUUCGAGAUCGCUGUCGAGAACGAGCAGCGUGCUCAGCUCCCCUCUCGCCAGGGCGCUAGCCCCGAACAAACUUCCAGUCUUGAGGAAUCCAUCUACAAACUCUCCGCACAGCUGUCCACCAUUUCCCGCAACCAAAAGUACUUCCGUACACGUGAAAACCGUAACUUCAGUACUGUCCGCAGCACCGAGCGUCGGAUCUUCAACUUCAGCGUUAUCGAGAGUCUGAUGAUGGUGUCGAUGGCCGGCUUGCAGGUCUUUGUCGUGCGGUUCUUCUUCCAGGGCGCACGGAAAGGUACGUUUUAA